Molecule: messenger RNA, 8822 nt
Organism: Anneissia japonica
Lineage: Eukaryota; Metazoa; Echinodermata; Crinoidea; Comatulida; Comatulidae
Product: partitioning defective 3 homolog
Exons: 23
Biological process (GO): microtubule cytoskeleton organization; establishment of cell polarity; cell adhesion
Cellular component (GO): cell cortex; adherens junction; apical plasma membrane
Molecular function (GO): phosphatidylinositol binding; protein binding
Source: RefSeq, a predicted model, not a curated record
UACAUAAUUUUUCUUUUCUUUCAUGAAUUUUCUUUGAACGUUUCUGCUUAUUCCUACCACACUCAUUCUGCUAUCAUCUCCAAUUUGAACAUUCAGACUUCAAAUUAUUGGAUCACGGUCCAUAGUGUGCAAAGCAUCAGUGAUGGUGGUAUACUAGACUCCGAUGACCUGGUUGUAGAUGUUGCCGAUGAUCGAGAAAAGCUGUUAGCAAACUUUGAGGAGCAGGAUGGUCCGAGGCCGACUCACAGUAUAGGGGACGGUACAAGUGCGAGUUCAGCAGGCACAGCCAGCCCGGACAUGUUCCACACGGAAGACAUCAUCAACACCAAUAACAGCAACAAGAGUUUUAAUGGUUGUGAUGUAUGUGACCAUGAUAACCACAAUCAGAUGGAUGUUGUGGUGACAGAUGAGCACAUCAAUGCAGGUACUACUUUGCAUGUAAGGAGGGGAAGUGAACCUGUGCGGACAUACAGUGAGAAUAAUAAUAGUAAGCAUCAUAGAGAAGAGGAAAGAUGGGGAUCAGGUGAAAUUCUUGAUGAGCUUGACAAAGAUGCACCGUCAGCAUUCGAGAGGCUAAGUAAAGCCAGAAGCAGCUUUGACGGUCUAGAUUCAAAUAGCGCAUUCUCACGGUUCGGACGUGACUCCAAGAGGCAAUCGAUGACUGGUACCGCAAUCAAUAAGUUCAUUAGUACGCAACAAUCCAAUCAGAGUGACGAUCGGACAGAACCUGUUGGAGAGAGCUCAAAGUCAAGUUCCUCAGCUGUCGAAAUGGAAACAAAAGUAAUUGACAUCAGCAAUGAUGGGUCUCCACUUGGUGUCCACAUAGUUCCAUUUGUAGAAAAUGCUGAUGGCAGCGCUUUUGGUAUGGUUGUGCAUGACAUAGAACCCAACGGUCGAGCGGCGAGGGAUGGCCGACUAAGGCCGGGUGAUCACAUCAUUGCUAUUGAUGCUUUUCCCAUCUUUGAUGAAAGUUUCGACAGUGCUCAAGACUUAAUGAAGGAAGCUAUGAAAGUUUCUUCUGUAUCUUUAAAAAUUGAACGAGAAAAGUCUGAAGAAGAUGAGGAACAGAAUCAUCCUAUGACUAAUGGUAUUGAUUCUGAUUUACCGCCUGAAGUUCCUGUAAGAGCUCCCUCGACCACACUUUCAACUGAUCCUGCUUCACCUACAAGAGUAAAAAAUAUUAUUGCGCCAACAAAUACGAGGCGGAUUGGGAGAAAAUUAUACAUUCAGUUAAUGAAAGGUCCACAAGGCUUGGGUUUUAGUGUAACUACAAGGGACAAUAGUGGUGCUGGGAACAACCCUAUCUACAUUAAGAACAUUCUGCCUAAGGGGGCAGCCAUAGCUGAUGGACGGUUAAAAGCUGGAGAUCGUCUGCUUGAGGUGAAUGGCAUAGAAAUGACUGGUAAAUCUCAGGUGGAAGCCGUAUCAAUAUUACGUAGUGUAAAGCUGGGAGGUGUCGUCAAUCUAGUUGUCUCCAGGCAAGAGUCUUCCCCAAGUAAAUUUCUUCCAAGGCCUAUCGAAGAGGCAAGCAACAUUGACGAAACCGUAACCAAGAACAAACAAAUUUUGAACUUUGACAUUGAGUUAAAUGAUACAGGGUCAGCAGGUCUAGGGGUCAGCGUCAAAGGCAAGACAGCUGGUACCGGAAGUAAUGGUGAAACCAAGGACCUGGGCAUAUUCAUCAAAUCAGUCAUUCAUGGAGGAGCUGCUUCCAAGGAUGGGAGGCUGAGACCAAAUGACCAGUUACUCUGCAUCAAUGCUGUAUCACUUCUGAACAAAUCCAACAGCGAAGCCAUGGAGACAUUACGUAAAGCUAUGUGUGCGCAACAGCCUCCAAUUUCAAAGAUUCGGUUGAUAAUUGCACGGAGAACAGACGCAUUGAAUGACAGUGUUAACGAAACUUCACUUGACACUUCACUUCAAUCAAAAUCCGCAGAAUCCUUGAAUGCUGAUCGCUUGAUUGAAGUAACGAACAAAGAUACUGACAUGCAUGAUUCACACAUGCAAAGACCUUUGAGUCCAUCUCAGCCGGAUGAAAUCCCCCCGAAAAAAGAGACAAAUGAUCAAAUUCUUGCUCAACCAUUGUAUAGUACGCCUCUAAGUAAGUCAGUGCCAAAUCGUAGUCAAUCAUACCAGAUCGCUACCCAAGCAACACCAAAGUACGUUAAAAACAAAUAUAAAGAGACAAACUUUCAUACAGAAUUAAUAGAAGAUGCACCUACUCUACCCACUGUCACAAAUGGAGAAGUGUUCCUCAUAGAAGACACAGAUUUAGACCUCAUACCACCGGUGAGGUCAUCAUACAGUUCUAGUGUAAUGCCAGAAAGUCAAAUUCAACUCCGUUCUCAAGAGCAACCACCACCUAGAUCCCCGUCACCCCCUCAGUGGGUACUAGAUUGGGCCAAAGGCCAAUCAGGCACAGACGAUUAUGAAGAAGAAGAUGACAAAAGCCCCGGGUUCACUGAUUUUAACCGUGACAGUUUUGCCCGUCGCAGUUUUUCAGAAAGAAAACAUGGAGGCUCUUUAGAUGCUCAGCAGCUGAACUGGUACAACAAGACUAGAUCUGCAAAUAAAGAAAAGCAAGACGUGUAUGAAGCCGUUGGUACAAGAAAGAGAGAAGGAAAUUCAUCAUCAGGUAAAAUGGUGAAAUCAAACUCAAGUGAAUCUUUGCUUGCUGGUACUAAUUUGACAUCUUAUCACCACACAGCAUAUGAAGAUUACUACCCAAAGCUCAAACCCAAAUCUAAAUCAUUUGCCUUCCUGUCUCCCUCUGAAAGGAAAGAUUUAGGUCCAGGACUUGGCAUGAAAAAAUCCAGUUCCUUCGAGAGCCUUCAAGCAGCCGUUGCCGAUUACACAAACGACAGCAAAGGCAGAUCAUCCCGCACUUCCGCCAAAGUGAUUCGUGGAAGAGUGUGUAACGAGAGCUUCCGUGCCGCUGUUGAUCGAUCCUACGGAGAUACACUUGAUAGGAAGGAUGUCAAAGAAAAUGGCGGUUUGAAAAUGAUGGCCAAGUCUGACGGUGCCCUCGACAAUGGCUAUAUUGGUGAUCCUUCUGAAAAACCCAUGCGUUCUUCCAAGAAAAAAACAAAAGACAGGAGAAAAACUGGAGUUCUCAAAGGGCUUGGUUCCAUGUUUCGGUUUGGCAAAAAUCGUAAGCCAGGUAUAGAUGAUAAAGGAGAUGAUGAAGAUGACGAAGAUGAGAAGAUUAAGUCAGAUGAUGAGGACAGGAGGAAAGCAAGGUAUGAAGCUGAAGAUGAACAAGAAAGAAUUCAAGAACAACACAAAAAAUUACGAGAUCAAGAAGCAGAAAGGAAGAAAGAGGAGGGACGUGAAGCGAUGAGUAAGGCAGAACGAAUGCUUCAACUACGAGAACAGCAUCAACAAAAACACAGAGAACGCAAUGGACGAUAUAAAGAUGACGAAGAGGAUGAUGAUGAUGAUGAGUACCUGGAGGAGUAUCGAGGAGAAUCCAUUUAUUCUAAACCAAAACAGCACUACCGUGAAAAUUCUGUUGACGAUAGAGGAAUUUACCAGGAAUAUAGGCAUAGAAAUCACAGGGAUAUCGAGGACAGUAUAUACGAUACGAGGAGAGAACAUAUGAAAAAUGAACGACCGCACCGUGGUAAAUCAUAUGAUCCUUACGAUAGAUAUGAUGAAACUCGGUACCAUGAGAAUAAAAGGCGGUCACGACCUGACAAUGACGGGAGGGAAAUGCGAGAACCACAAUAUGAGGAAAGAUACAGAAGCAGCUACCGUGAUGAUCAAUACAGACGUUAUAACGAUGAGCGAGAAGAUCGGUACCCACCUGAUGGCCACACGGAUGAACGACACAAAGAGUAUAACUAUCAUGAAAAGGAAAAAAGAAAUGGCUCUGCAAGAGACGAGAGGAGAUAUGAGAGUUGGCAGCGCAGAGAAAAACCAUAUGAACAGAGGUACAGAGAUGAUGCUAAAAUAUAUGAUUCAAGACGGUCACAAAAUGAUGAAAAAACUUAUGAUGUCCCACGAUAUCCAGACAGUCAAAGGGACAGAAACAGAGGACGAUUCCACGAAGAUGAUGUAUAUGAUAGAAUUGGAGAAAGGAAAAAGUCAAAAGAAUAUUCAGAUAAUGUUAGACAUUCCAGAGACAAUUAUGAUGAAAUUAAGAAAAAGGAUGAACGAAAAAAAGAGGUGGAAGAAAAAGGAGGCGAAGAUAAAAGUGAAAAGGUCAAAAAGAGUUUUAAAGACAUUGAUGAUAAAAAGCUUGAACGUGUCGAUAGCAGUAAAGAAAAAAAUGGUAAGAAAAUAGAGAGAAAAGAGAGUAAGGAAAAACUGAAGAGGAAUAAAAGUUUAGAACGCAAGGAAAGUAAAGAAAAAGAAAAAGAAGAAAAGAAAAUAAAAAAAUUACAGCGAUCUGAAAGCAAAGAAAAAAUGAAAAAGGAAAAGAAUGAAAAAUCAAACGAUACAGAAAAAGUGAAGCAAGGGAGAGAUAAAUCAAAAGAACGUUUAAAUGAGAAAUCCAAAGAUCAUAAAGAUGUGAAAAAAAAUGGUUCAGUUCCUGAAAAAUCAGAGAAAAUAUACGAGAGCUACAAAAGAAAAGAUGAAAAGGACAAUGAAAUAUAUGAAACCAGGCGUAGUCACAGGGACGAGAGAAACGGAGAUAAAAGUCGGCAUCGAAGUGAGAGAAGUAGGUACAAAGAAGAUGAUUAUGGAUUCCAUCAAGAUGAAAGACGUCCACACAGUAAAGAACGGUCGCACCAUUCACGAAUAAGAAGAGCUAGUAGUCCACCCGAUUAUGGCAGUCUAGACAGAAGGAAGAAUGGUAGUCCUAAGAAAUCGCAGUUUCAUUCUACUACACACCUUGAAAAUGGACCAGUACAUUCCCGACAUCGAUCCUACGAUCAAAGCUACAGACGAGUGGAGCGUAAAGAAGCAAUUUACAGCAGGGACAAUCACUCAAACUACAGUCGUCCAUCUGCCACUGACAUUGAUUAUCGCGGUGAAUAUCAGCGUUAUCGUCCACACUCUCCCACUUCAAAUCAUUGUGUGGAUUAUGAUCAACGAUGGGAGAACCGCAAACCGGUACCGAAUUACAGAGAUCAUUACGGUUACAACAAUGAAUAUCGCGAGUACCGUUCGCAACCAUCAAGUGCCCGCCAAUCACCUUACCCUCAAUACGAGGAUUACGAUCGUGAAACAUACGAAGCGGCGCGUGUGUAGGUCAGAUUAUCCACACAAGGAUGUUAUUGCCUUGGGAAAGAGACUUUAAAUAACAAAACCUUGAUCUUGUGUACUGUGCUGUAAGAUUCUACAAGUUUUGAGUUUUUGAAUUUGUCGCAACUGAGGACCCUACUUUACGUUAUCUGCGAUUAUAUUAGUGUAAAAGUUUUCUUUUCAUAAUUGCAGGAGUUAUUUAAUUUCUGCAUUAAAUCUCAAAAUGUAUUCUGGUAAAUGAUUUAUCUCAUGUAUCGUUUGGUGCUUUUAAGCGUAACAACAAAUUGGAUUUUAUUAUCAAUUGUUUAUAGAUGAAUUUGAAACAAAAACCAUUUAUAUUAAAAGAAAUGUUGUAUAAAAAAAUAUUUCUUUCUUUACCAACCAUACUGUGGUUAUGUGAAUUAUUAGAUGCAUGGUCAUUAUAUAUUUUUGACAGUAAACAGUAUUGUAUAUUCUAUAUUUUGUAUAAAAACCUAUAGACUAGGUCCAAGAAUCAACUGACAACUCCUCUAUUGUUUUACUUUGUUAUAUAUUAAUGUAUAUAAGUAGAAAUCAUUAUUUGACAGUAGUAGAUAGAAGAGGCUGUGGUGACGCAUUUUUAAGAGCACUGUGUGUUGUAUAUACAUAUCUGAAGACAUCCUAACAGGGUUUAGACUAGUAAUGAUAACCAAUGAUAUCUGGUACUAACAGGCAACAACUAUUUAUAACAAGUACUUUUUUUGUUUUUUAUCCUCUUCCAUUUUGCAUUUUUGUAAUCGCUAGUCUUGACUGUAUCUCGUUUCUUAUUGUGAUCAUCGUUGUUGUCAUUAUUGUCGUUAUUGUUAUCAUGCUUAUAAUCUUGACAUAUAUCCAUUUUCUAUAUUAGAUUUGUAUAUUUUUAUUGUAACCUCAUAUUCACCAGCUUUUGUUUUAAACUCUUCAUUGUCAGUCUAUCUUGAUGUUAUAUGUGGUUUAUGUUUCUUUUUAUUAUAAAACAUUUUCUUCUAAUUGCAAAAUAAUGUCAUAAUGCUUUAGAUAAACAAGUUUAUUAGUUAAUAAUCUAAAUUAGUUGGCUUCAGACUAUAAGUCGGUGCACUGGCUACUUAUGUUCCAAUAUUUAUGCCUAUAUGCCAUUAUAAAUAUUUUUGUAUUAAUUUUUUUUUUUUUUUUUUUUUUUUUCAUAAUUUGAAUUGCUUGUACCUAUCUCUUGGUGAUUAUAUGUAAAACAAUCUAAAACUCAAUAUCAAAAAUAAUAAUAGUAACAGUUAUCAUUUACAUGAUUUUUUUUAAAUUGAUACAGUGGCGUAACAAAGAGGCCCAGGGCCAUUGUCUGACCACAGCUUCUUCAGGGCUUACUACUCUUGGACUGGGCACUCAUAGAACCCCAGUCAUGUAAACCCACGCUAUGAGGUUUUAGGGCGUAUUUCAUUUUUUUUUUUUUUUUUUUGUGCUUGUUCUGCUCAUUCACGGCCCAAUACGGCCGAUUGAGGACCCAUGGGCCUGACAAAAAAAAAAUGCUAAUUAGUAUGCUGAAGUCUUUACUGGGCCCCUGGCUUAGCCAGUGCGAGCUCGAAUGCGUUACGCCGCUGAAUUAAUAUUUGUAUUGUUAUUCGUUUACAUAUUUAUUUUGUUAAAUGCUGUACAUUAUUUCCUUAUCUCCAACUUUAGUCACCAAUACCUUCCACCAGUCUUCUGUUAGUUGAUAUAUUUUUUGUGACGUACAUUAUGCCGAUGAAUUUGUGAGAUUUUAGCGUGAUAUAAGUUUUAUUUUUUAUUUCUUUUAGUAAAAGAUUUUGUAGAUUAUAUUCUAAUUUUAACACAAUUAUGGUAUUAGUAUUUUGUUGUUGCGCUAUUCUUUAAAAUAUGUAUAUUUUCAAUAUACCAUGCUAUGCAUACUGAUUGUAAAGAUGUGUUUCUUUCAUUAUUUACUUAUUUUAAUAUGAUAAUAAUUAAUUGAUAAACUAACCAAAAAUUAUAUCAUUUUGAGUUAUAGUCUACUAAUCAUUCAACAAACUUUUGAUCAUUUUGUAUUUUAACAGCAACUCCCUAUGCCACAGAUGGGCAAAGCACAGCUCACAAAAAUAAAUUAACCCAUGUGUUUGUUUUAAGAGUCUGAUCCGACUACAAUCUUGGGCUAAAAAAAAUCCUGUUCUUCUUACGGCCCGAUCCUGAUAAUCUGUAAAAAAUUAUAUUAAUAACAAAAUAAUAAUAAUAUUGAUAAUUAUAAAUUGCAUGGAGGUUCUUACAGGGCAAGUUUCAAAGUUUCUCCGUACAGCGCCUAAGCGUGAGUGAAGCCCUUGGUGUUAAAUCAAAAAUUCAAUUUGGCCCUCAAACCCAUUUUUAAGCCCAAAAUUGCCCUAUUCCUUUGCCAUCUUUUUUUCCAACUGCAUGUCUAAUUAUGAUGUUAUUGAUAAUUUAUAUUAAUUCUGCAUGCACACAGAUGUGACAUUUUACCUAAGUAUACUACCAUUAAUAUUUUUCCAUUUUUUGAAAAUUAUCUGUAAUUUUUUUAUGUAAUAAAUGUUCAUAAUUCUUAGUUAAUUUUACUCUUUUAUUGUCUUUUUUUACAAUUUACUAAACUGUGGUGUGUUCAUGUUUCCAGAAGAGAGUUGAUUGUUUUUAAUAAAAUUUAUAAUAAAAUGUUUGAGGAAUAACUUUCCGAUGAAUUAAAAUAACAAAGCCAUAGAUUAACGGGAAAUACUGCUUUCAAAAUAAAAUUGUAUAGAUGAGUGUGUGAAGAACUUACAGAAUGAAAGUCUUCAUUAUUUGAACUAUAUAGCUAUUUGUUCAUUAUGUUAUAUAGCAGUCUGUUAUAUAAUGUUAUAUAACAAGUAUGUUUUAUGUUAUAUAGCAUAGUAUAUUUUAUGUUAUACAACAAAUAGUUAUGUUAUAUAGCAAGUAUUUUAUAUUAUGCUGUAGAGUAUGUUAUAUAACAAGUGUGUUAUAUUAUGUUAUAUACAGCAAGUAUUUUAUAUUAUGCUAUAUACUGUAUAUUAUAUAACAACUAUGUUAUAUUAUGUGAUAUAAUAAGUAUAUUUUAUGUUAUAUAACAAUUAUAUUAUGUUAUAUUGCAAGUAAGUUAAUGAGAAAACGUAUGUAAUGAUAUAAUCUGUUAACAGCUCAUGUGAAUCAUAGAUGAUGUUCUGUUUUAUUAGGAACAAAGUCAUCUGUGGCUGGUGGUUUUUGUUUCAUCCUGACACGAUGUACAGUACAUAAAUGUUUUACAUGAAGCAGUUGGGAUGAUACAAUACUGUAAUUGUACAUUUGAUAUCUGUUGCCAUUUUGUAUUGUAAAUAAAAACUUUGUUGAAUUUAAAGGGCAAGUAUAAGCAAGUUGUUGUUGACAACACAGUUAUUAGAGGACCAAGAUUAUCAUCAAUCACUAUACAGUUCAUUAACUGCCAGCGAUAUAUUUAUGGCGUUAUCCAAGUGCCAAAUACUGAGUUGUACAGAGCAGAUUAACACUGCAUUUACAGUUGGACUUGUGAAGAUUGCAUACUCUAUGUAGUCUUUUGUGUUCUUUCAUCAAAUUACCUCUGUUCCCAUAGAUGACUUUAUCUAUGGUUGUUACCAACUGUUGUCCAUAACUGAAACUUAUGCAAAACUGCACCACAGCAUUUUUUUGUAUUUCAGAAUAAAAUAUCAUACCCAUAA